Messenger RNA from Schizosaccharomyces japonicus yFS275, 1444 nucleotides. Its product is annotated as cyclophilin family peptidyl-prolyl cis-trans isomerase Wis2. NCBI's taxonomy places the organism in Eukaryota, Fungi, Ascomycota, Schizosaccharomycetes, Schizosaccharomycetales, Schizosaccharomycetaceae. Gene Ontology annotation, biological process: protein folding. Gene Ontology annotation, molecular function: peptidyl-prolyl cis-trans isomerase activity; catalytic activity, acting on a protein; isomerase activity. The transcript has a single exon. The coding region runs from base 226 to 1302 and encodes 358 amino acids. The record is from RefSeq and is a predicted model, not a curated record.
UAGAAGCUUCGGGGUUAAACCCAUACCGGCUGUAUAAAGCACCUCCGAGAGAAGCCUUCAGCAGCGUCUAAACUUGCAUAGAGUUUCUGUUUGUUCACUGACUGCAUUCAUUUUAAGAAUUUUCGAGCGUGUCUGAACACAUUUUCUUUGAUACACAGUUUGCUCGGUUACGACUUUUUCACGAAAUUUACCACUGACAUAAAAAUAAGCAAAUUGCAUUGACAAAUGGCUACACACGCUUUCUUCAAGAUCAGCAUUGACGGAAAGGCUCAAGCUCCCGUUUACUUUGAAUUGUUUGACAAAUCCGUUCCAAAGACCACAAAGAACUUUGCUUCUCUGUGUCAAGGAUUCGAAAAGGAUGGCCGUUUGUUGACCUACAAAGGCUCCCGCUUCCACCGUGUCAUCAAGGGUUUCAUGAUUCAAGGCGGUGACUUCACCAAGGGUAACGGAACUGGAGGUGAAAGUAUCUACGGUGAGAAGUUUGAGGAUGAAAAUUUUGAGCAUAAGCACGAUGCACCUUUCUUGCUUUCGAUGGCCAAUGCUGGACCCAACACGAACGGCUCGCAAUUCUUCAUUACUACGGUGCCAACUCCCCACUUGAACGACAAGCAUGUCGUCUUUGGUAAGGUUGUGUCCGGCAAGUCGACCGUCCGUGCUAUUGAAAACCUGAAGACACAGUCCAACGACGACCCUGAGGUGCCUGUUGUUAUUGAAGACUGUGGUGUCUGCACUGCUGCUGACAUUCCUCCUCCUCAACCUGACGCUACUGGUGACAAGUUUGAGGACUUCCCCGACGACUUUGAGGGUGAGCUUGUCCCUAGAAAAGCCUACGAAAUUGGUUCCGAGUUGAAGGCUAUUGGCAACAAGCAAUUCGCUGCCAAGAACAACGAGGUUGCCGUCACCAAAUGGCGUAAGGCCCUGCGCUACCUUGGUGUCCAUCCUUUCCAUGAUGAGGAUGCGGAGAAGGAUCUCGAGUUUUGGAAACAGUACGAUGUUCUCCGUAACAGUGUGCACCUUAACAUCGCUCUUGUCGCCCUUCGUGAGAAGCGUUACCAAGAGGUGCUUAAAGAGACUUCGGUUGUCCUUGAUAACAAGGAGUCUCUUACGCAAGCCGAGAAGGAGAAGGCGAACUAUCGUCGCGGUGUUGCCCUUGCUGCUCUGAAGAAUUUCGAGGAAGCUGAAGCUACUCUUGCUCAGGCUGGUUCCGAUCCUGCUGUCAAAAAGGAGCUUGCGGCCGUUCGUCAAAAGAAGAAGGAGUACAUUGCUCGUCAACGCAAGGCCUUCUCAAAAAUGUUUGCUUAGGAUGCUUGUGUGCAGCUGGACUCACCCGGGCCGCUUUAAUGUUUUACUCUAAUAAUGAACUUUAGGAUUGUAAGGAGAAUAGUAAUGUGAUGAGAAGAGAAGAGAAGAGAAGAGAAGAGAGGAAGAGCUGAACGGUGUCUUG